AUGAACUCGACACAGCCGAUACAGAAUCCGGCGCAGCAGCAGCAAUUGCUGCUGCUGCAGCAACAGCAACAGGCAGCACAACAGCGGCUCGGGCAGCCGGUACUGCAGCAGCAAAUGCCACAGCAGCAACACCCAUUAAUGCCGCCCCACGGCCAUCCCGCAGCUCUGCAGCAGUCAAUGCUGCAGAAUCCCCAGCAAAUAACUGCGCAUCAGCAGCAGCAACCCCAGGUGCAGCAACAGCUGCAGCAGCAGUUGCUGCAGCAGCAGCAGCAGCAGCAGCCGGCACAUUUAAGCUCCCUUCACGGAAUAUCGCAGCAGCACUUCCCCCUUCAGUCGCAACCCAUGUCCAUGCAGCGCUUGCAGCAGCAGCAAUUUAUGCGGCGUUCUCCCGUGCAGCAGCAACUAGCACAGCAAGCACCGAUGCAGCUGACGCAGCCCCUACAGCAUCUGCAGCAGGUCCAUCCGCAAGAGCAGCAGCACGCGAUGUCCAGCCCACAGACGCACUUCUUGCAGCGGCAGCAGCAGCUUCACUCCGGGCAGCAGCAGCAUGGGCAUCACCAGCAGCAAGGAUGUUUGCAGCAGCCACCGCAGCUGAGCCACCAACAGUUGCAGCACCAGCAGUUGCAUCAGCUUCAUGCGCACCAUGCGCUACUUCAGCAGCAGCACGCGCAGCAUGGGGAUGCAGCUGGUCUGUCGCACCUGGGGACCCCCAAGAGUGGCAACAGCAGCACCAGCGCAGCUGGCUCGGGCAUGCUGCCAGUGCCUCCGUUAGGAAACCGUCCUUAUUCUGGCCGUCUCCACCCUCAGGGGGGAGGCCCCUCUUCUAGCAUCAUUCUUGCAGCGGCCCCUAUGGAGGCAGUGCAGAUAGCAGCGCGGCCAGGAAGUUCCUCCACAGUGGCCGAUCUAGUGAGGGAGGCGAUGGAGGCAGCGGAGGCAGCGGAGGCGACAGACCCCGAAACAGACUUCUACGGCGCAGCCAGAGAGGCAGAGCGGGGAUUUUCAGUUCAUGAUCUUUUGGACUUCACAGAAGACAUUGCGGCCCUCAUGGAGGCCUUCAUGAACCCCGAACUGGCUGUGGCGGCAGAGGCGUUGGAGCUUACCGUGCAGCUGGCGCUUGACUUCAUCGAUGAUCUUGUGGAGAAGGGAGUAGAGCAUCGGCGACAGCAACAAGAUGGGGUGCGGCGGCCUCGGGGAUCUCGUCGGCGUCUCCCUCAACUGCUUGCUGAGGAUUUGUUAGCUGCCCUACGCACGCAUCCGCGAAAGGAGUUGAGGUGCAAAGAGGCUCUUGACAACUACAGACUGUUAGAGGAUUUUAAGCUCGCCUUCCCAGAAGACAGAUACCUCUCCACCCCUGCUCAAGGACAGGCUCAGCCCCUCGUUUCCCCCGGAGGCAGCACAGCACCCCCAGGGCCCCAACCGUCGGGAUCCAACGUCGCCCCUCCUCAAGCCCCCCUUCAGGACCCGCCUGCGCCGGCUCAGCCACAGGGGCCCAACACCCCGCUCGAUAACGUAGCGGGGAGACAAAGGCCACCCGCUGCAGGGGCUGGCACGUCUACACACGUCGCAGAUCCCCAUGGCCUCACAGCGAGCCCAACAAUUCGAGCGCAGCGACACGAUAGUGCGACGUCUGAAAACCGUCCACGACCCACCCAGGCAGCCCCCAGUGGCUUGCCACUGAAUCCUUAA
Eimeria acervulina is the source of this 1686-nucleotide messenger RNA. RefSeq lists its product as hypothetical. Gene Ontology annotation, cellular component: mediator complex. Bases 1 to 1686 code for a protein of 561 amino acids. Gene Ontology annotation, molecular function: transcription coactivator activity. The record is from RefSeq and is a predicted model, not a curated record. Gene Ontology annotation, biological process: regulation of transcription by RNA polymerase II. The transcript has 3 exons. Lineage: Eukaryota; Apicomplexa; Conoidasida; Eucoccidiorida; Eimeriidae.